Molecule: messenger RNA, 2136 nt
Organism: Magnolia sinica
Lineage: Eukaryota; Viridiplantae; Streptophyta; Magnoliopsida; Magnoliales; Magnoliaceae
Product: CBL-interacting serine/threonine-protein kinase 5-like
Exons: 1
Coding region: 366-1736 (456 amino acids)
Biological process (GO): protein phosphorylation; signal transduction
Molecular function (GO): protein kinase activity; ATP binding
Source: RefSeq, a predicted model, not a curated record
UUGACAGCAACCCUUUCGGAGAAAAAACCGAAUAAAAUCCCAUCCCACGCGCCCACAGGCGCAGAACACCUACCUCUGGAACUCUGGAGAGAGGGGAAGAACCACUCCAAACCCCUUAUCCACGUGUGACUCCUUCAUUGGUCUAUAUCUCCAUUUCUUUAAAUCGCGAUAUUUCUAUGUGCCUGCCGCUCUCUCCACCCCCAAAACCAGGUGCUCCAAUCGCAUCACGACAGUCAAUCCCAGCCGUUCCUUCCCACUCUCACUCUUCGUUUUCUCUCCUCCAAACCCAAACCACAUCUCCGCAAGAAUCUCCCAUUUUCUGUAGUAAUCCCACUCUCAUCUGAACUUCUCACUCCAGAUUCCAGAUGGAGGAUCCAAACGCUCAAAAUUCGAGAAAUCUUAUAUUUGGAAAGUACGAGAUGGGCCGGCUUCUAGGGCAGGGCACGUUCGCGAAGGUGUAUUACGGAAAACAUCUCAGAUCGGGCGAGAGCGUGGCGAUCAAGGUCAUCAACAAAGAUCAGGUGAAGAAAGAGGGCUUGAUCGAGCAGAUCAAGCGCGAAAUCUCUGUGAUGAGGAUGGUCCGGCAUCCCAACGUUGUAGGAUUGAAGGAGGUGAUGGCUACCAAAACGAAGAUCUUCUUCGUGAUGGAGUACGUCCGCGGCGGUGAGCUGUUCGCCAAGGUCGCUAGAGGGAAGCUGAAGGAAGACGUGGCCCGGAAGUACUUCCAGCAGUUGAUCUCAGCCAUUGAUUUUUGUCACAGCCGCGGGGUCUCGCAUCGGGACCUGAAGCCUGAGAACCUGCUGCUGGAUGAGAACGAGGAUCUGAAGAUCUCGGAUUUUGGCCUCUCCGCCCUGCCGGAGCAGCUUCGCAACGACGGACUACUGCACACGCAGUGCGGGACACCGGCUUACGUGGCCCCGGAGGUGCUGAGAAAGAAGGGCUAUGACGGGGCGAAGGCGGAUCUAUGGUCCUGCGGAGUGAUUCUAUACGUGCUCCUCGCCGGAUUCCUCCCUUUCCAAGAGGAAAACGUCAUGAAGAUGUACCGGAGAGUUUUCAAGGCGGAGUUCGAAUUUCCGCCGUGGAUCUCGUCUGACGCCCGGCGACUGAUCUCAAAGCUCCUCGUCGCUGAUCCGGAGAAGCGGAUCACGAUCGCUGCGAUAAUGCAAGUUCCCUGGUUCAAGAAGGGGUUCUGCCGGCCGCGGGCGUUCUCGAUUGCUGAACCGACGGAUAGAUUUGAAGAGGAGGAGUCACCGAAGGGCGAAUUGACUGGCCCGGCCCAAUCUGUGUCGGUCCCGCCUUUUUACAAUGCGUUCGAGCUGAUAUCGUCAAUGUCGUCAGGGUUCGAUCUCUCGAAUCUCUUCGAGAACAAGAAGAAAGCGGGGUCCAUCUUCACGUCGAGGUGCUCGGCGGCGGCGAUCAUGGCUCGCUUGGAAGGCGUGGCGAAGGGGCUGAGCUUUCGGGUGAUGAAGCUGAAGGAAUUCAAGGUGCGUAUGCAGGGGGCCGUCGAAGGGCGGAAGGGGCAGCUCGCAGUGACGGCGGAGGUGUUCGAGGUGGCGCCGGAGGUGGCCGUUGUUGAAUUCUCGAAAUCGGCCGGCGAUACGCUGGAAUACGUGAAAUUCUGCGAGGAGGACGUGCGGCCCGCAUUGAAGGAUAUCGUGUGGACAUGGCAGGGGGAUAACUGUAAUAACGGCAAUGGCAAUGGUGACAGUGAUGAGUUUGUUCAUGGCUGUAAUUGAGCGUCUCUGAGGUGUGGGCCCCACUUGAUCUGGACCGUGUGAUCUUCGCCCCCAUACCUGAUGUUCGUGCCGUGUACGGAGGAGGCGAAUCCAUUUCCACUUCUACUCUCCGUUUCAAGGCUACUACUGAUUUUCAUUGUGAUUCAGAUGGGCAGUGUGAAUCUACCGUCCAAUUGCCAAAUCGCCACUUGUCAGGUAUCUAGCCCUCUGUUUGUACAUGAAUGUAAAUAUGAUCUGCCGUCGCGGGGAGUGGAGUUUGCUGUUUUUCUUUCGUUUUUUGUGCUGUACAUGAGCAAGUGAUCGGAUUAAAAGGGGUUGUGUUUUAAGUUUUGAGAGGGUGCGUUUGGAUGUACCCCAGAUCGUAAUCGGUAAUGCACAAGCGGCACUCUAUUUUAUACAA